Prorocentrum cordatum is the source of this 1211-nucleotide messenger RNA. Lineage: Eukaryota; Dinophyceae; Prorocentrales; Prorocentraceae. The record is from the annotation of a GenBank genome assembly.
CGCGGCCCGCCCUGCACACUCCAGCCACGGCGUCGAGCAGCGAUAGCGGGGCUGCUGGUGGCGUGUGGCUGUGGGUGCCAGACGAGGAGGCACCAGUCAAGCAGACCGACGGCAGGGUGCAGCGCAAGUGGCGCCACGUGGUGGCGAAGGUGCUGAAGCAGAAGUACCUGAAGGGUUUCUGGUCUGUGCUUGGUGAGUAUCUCAAGUACGUCAAGGCGCUGAGGCUCCAGAAUGCGCAGUUGACGCAGCAGGCCGAGCAGAUGCAGCAGCAGAAUGUUCAGAUCAGGACGGAGCUCGCUCGGCAGGUCCAGGCGCAGGGAGAUCUGCCACGUCUGGCCGAGCAGCUCGGCGAUGCGGUGCAGAAGCUGUCAGAUGAAAGAAAGGAUAAGUCUUCAGCGCCAGCCUUUUCCCUCGUGGACACCAAGGGGUUAGGCAAACCCUCCAUCUUCAAGAAUGAGGAAGCAAAGUUCCUGGAGUGGUACCGCAAGACGAACGCGUACCUGACAGCAGUCUUCGGAGAGCAGUUCCGCAAGCUGCUGGAGUGGGUGGAGGACCAGGCGCAGGAGACCACGGUUAUCAGCAUGGAGGUUCUGGAGGCGCGGUUCGGCAGCGACGACGAUGAUGAAGAUGAAUUCAUUCCAGACCUCAGAGAGAAGGUCAGCCAGCUGUACGUCGCACUCCAGACGCUGACAGAAGGUGAGAGCUUUGCCCUAGUGAUGAACACUCCCAAGGGCAACGGCGCCGAGGCGAUGAGGAAGCUCAUCAGGCGCUGGGACCCAGCUUCGGGAGGCAAGCGCCGCGUGCUCUUGAAGCAGAUCAUGAACCCGCAGCGGUGCACCCUCGGCGACUUGUACGCCAAGCUCGAGGAGUGGGAGGAGCUCAUCCGCCGGUACGAGAGGAAGAAGGCAGACGGCCAAGGCAAGGUGGUUGACGAUGACGUGAAGGUUGCAGCCCUGGAGACGAUGGUGCCAGAAGAGCUCGAACUCCACCUCGCGAUGAACAAGCAUCGGUUAGACACGUCGGAGAAGGUCAUAGAGGAGAUCAGGAGUUUCCUGGAGUCGAGACAGUCGCAAGGUGCCCUACUCCGACGGAAGCGAGGUGACCCAAUGGACGUGGACUCACUGUACAAAGGAGGCAAGGGCGAGUCCAAAGGUAAGGGUGACAAGAACGGCAAGAAGGGCCAGACCACCAAGCCGCGUGACAAGCGGACG